UGAUUUUUCGCGUGUGAAAAUGUCGGAGAGGAAUGAUAGCCAGAGCUCGGUGGUUUGCAGCACAUGUGGCCUGGCAUACACCCUGCCAGAGGAUGAGGUCGUUGGAAACCUCCCACACAUGCUGCUGUGUGGUCAUGUAUUCUGCACUGCCUGCCUGUGCUCUCUCGAGUUUGGGAACAUCGUUGUGUGCCCAGAGUGCAAGGUGGAGUCGAUGCUCUCGGAGGACGGGGUUGAGGGGCUUCAGGUGGACAGCAGGAUCAUUGGGCUCAUCUAUACCGCCAAGAUGAACAUGAGGAAAAACCGUAACAGGCCCAGGCAUCGCAAGCCCACGCCCCCCACCCCGCCCCCAGAAGAGAGUUCAGAGCAGGAGUCUGACUCUGAGAAAGGCCUGGAAGACCCUCUGUGCCAGGCAGCGGAGAACCUGUCCCAGCUGGAGUGCAUCCACCAGACCCUGGUGGAAGGCCUGCAGGUGCAGGUGAAGAAGGAGAAGGCCCGUCUGGUGAAGGAGAUCGACGAGGUCGCGGACUCCGCCUUAAGCAUCCUGCGCAAAAGGAAGAGUGCCCUGCUGGCGGAACUGGCUCAUCUGGAGCAGUACUUCCUGGCCAGCAGGCACGUGCUGGGUCAGGUGGAGGAGAGGCGGAAGGCCCUGCGCACAGCUAUACAGAAGGCCAAGCAGGUCCAGCAGCACCCCUCCCUGGGGAGCUACUGCGAGCUGGACAAGGUGUUGGAGAUCCUGCAGGCUCCAGUAGAUGUGCAGUCCUAUGAUCUGAGCUGUCUGUCUCUGGGCUCUGGACUGAGCUGCACUCUAAAUAUGGAUGGGAUGGUGCAGAGUCUGAAAACCUGCUUCAGAAUGACAAUUGGCAACCCCAAAGCACUAACCGGAGAGGAGGCAAGCUCAGACACCUCCUCCCAGCUGGGCACAGAGAGGAAGAACUGGAGGGGCAGCGUCCUACACCAGGAAAGGAGACCAGGAAGGCAGGCCCCCGACAGUGUGGAGCCUGGGGCCCCAGAGUGGCAGCAGGAGAGCCUGGGGAUGGGGCCUGCCACCCAGGCCGCCUCUACCAGCUACUUAUCUGACAGUCCCAAUGUCAUCAUCGAGGAGAUUGUGGAGGAGGCGGAGCCAGAUUCAGGUGGCCUGGAUAGAUGUCACAGUGAUCCUGAAUGUUCCUGUGGUCUGGCCAGUCAGGUGGCUGGCUUAGACGCACAUGUCACAAUGAUCCUGAAUGUUGCUGAGGUCUACCAAUCAGAGCGCCCGUUUUCUUAUCGCCCGGCAAGCCGCAGGCGUUCGGGGCGGCGACGACGCCCCACUGGCCCCGCCCUGCCUUGGGCGGCGCCGCGCCCGGGAAGGUCCCGCUGCCUCUUACCCCUGCCAGCUCCCAUGGCCCCUCCCCUACCGCCCCAAGGGAAGGCCGCGUUUGGACGACCGAAGAGGAAGGGCAGGAAAUGGGCCGCGGACGGCCCUCCGAUCCGUCAGGCGAAAGUGUUUCAGGAGUGGGUGUUGGUGACGCACGUGGUCAACCCCAGCCACUUCUACGUCCGGCGAGUGUCCGAGACUCGCGCCGGAGUGCUGCUGUCCAAGAAGAUCAGCGGCCUGUGCUCCGGGGAGAGGGGCCUCUUCACCGCCGGCAGUGUGGUGGAGACGGGUUCCCUGCUCUUCGUCCAGUGGAAGGAGUCCAUGUGGAGCAGGGCGACUGUGAUGGAGGUGUUCCAGAGAGGCCGGGGGGAGUCGGUGUCCCGCUGCCCUGUGCCGGAGCUGGCCAAACUGCGCGUCUUCUUCCAGGACUACGGCUUCUCCAAGGACAUCUCUCUGAACGUCAGUGAGGGUGUGUCGGUGGUGGACAGUCUGAAUCAGUGUGUGCGGCGUGUUGACCUGGCAGUGCAGUCAGAGAUGGCUCGCUGGCCUGCCCAGGCCGUCCGCUGUUCCCUCAAAGACAUCGUCCCCGCUGACCUGGUUAAGGGCUGGUGUGCGGAGUCGCAGCUGGAGUUCCAGCGGGUGGUGGGCUCCAAGGCGGUGGAGAUGCUGGUGUUCGGGGAGGAGCGGGACGCCCUGCUGGUGGACCUGAAGAACGCGCCCAUGGACAGGAGCGCCAGCGACAUGCCGCUCUCCCUCCGCGACUACCUGGUCUUCCUGGAGCUGGCCAUGUUUUAUUCCCCGAUGGCCAAACCCCUCAGCGGUGGGCGUCGGCCCCUGCAGUUCUAUCCUCCGGUGUACCCCAGGGCCAUGGUGGAACUCAAUGCGGUGGUGUGUCACAUUAACACCCCCUCAGACUUCUACAUUCAGCUGGUGGACAACAUGGAGUACCUGCUGCUGAACUCAAAGCUGCAGGAUUUCUACUCGCAGGAAGGCCUGGGGGGGCUGGAGGUGUUCUGCCCCUCCCUGGAGCAGGCGUGCGCCGCCCUGUUUGAGGACAAGGUCUGGUACCGCGCCCAGAUCAUUGGUUUCCCCGGUAACAGGCUGGUGGAGGUGCGGUACGUGGACUUCGGAAACAAGAAGAUUCUGCCCCUGAGCGACGUACGCAAGCUGAAGGACGAGUACUUUGCUCUGCCCGCCAUGGCGAUCCAGUGCUGCCUGGCGGACCUGAAGCCCGUGAGCAGCACCGAGUCCUGGAGCGCCGAAUGCAAAGAGAGGUUCCGGAAGCUUGCGGAACAAAAACUGAUGUCCGCCAUGGCGACAGAGAUUGUGCCACGGCUGCAGGCCCUGCCGGUGAGGCUGUUUGAGGUGAACGAGGACACCGGCCAGUCCACGGACAUCGCUGAGCUGCUGGUGGAGGAGGAGCUGGCCUGCUUUAGGAAGGGGGUGAAACCUCAGGCCCUGUCUGUGGAGCCGGCCGUGUGGGACCCCCCGUUCGAGGGUCUGCUGGAGGGAGAGGGAGACGGGGAGGCCGUGGCCCCUGAGACGCCCGCAGAGGAGGGCCCUUCGCAGGGGGACGCCCAGGACCUCCACACCCACAUCCAGCUGCCCAAAAACCUGAAGGACCUGAGGGUGCGGGUCACCCACGUCUGCUCCCCCGGCAGCUUCUACGUGCAGCUGCUGCAGAUGGACAAGCACCUGAAGAAGGUGUGUGAGAAGCUGAAGGAGGAGUGUGCGAAGUCUGAGCCGCAGCCAGUGGAGUGGAGCGCGGACAUGCACUGCGCCGCCUACAUCAACGGGGUGUGGGAGAGGGGACAGGUCUGCUCCGUGUCCUCCGCCAACGUCGCCGAGGUCUUACGCUGCGACUUCGGAAACAAAGUGAAGCUCCACAUCAACCACCUCAGACCGCUGCAGCCUGAUCUGGUUGGCUGCCUGAUGCUCGAGUGCUCCCUCAGUGACAUCAGACCUGCUGGGGGUCGCUCCACCUGGACAGCCACUGCGUGCGACUUCAUCUCCUACUACAUGACCGGCGCCAUGGCGAUAAUGACCAUCAAGGAGGACACGCCCGAACGGCCCAUUCCCGUGGCCCUGUACUGCUCCAACAGGGCGGGGAAAGACGUGAGCAUCGCUGACUUCCUGGUCAGCGAGGGCCUGGCCCUGAAAGAGAGGACACGCCAGGAGGUUCCUCAGACAGCUGAGAAGGAGGCCGGGACUGCAGAAGGGGGCUUCGGCCUGAAGACCUCCGAGGGGGCGGGGCAGAGAGCGCCGUCCCCGCCGCUCCAUCCGGCCCCGCCCCCGCCCCCACCUCCCUCCAAACCGGCCCCCUUCUCCGCCGCCCCGCCCAAGGUUGUCCGGACACGCCCCUAUGUCCGGCCCGAGGCGGUGAAGACACGCCCCUACAGCCCGCCUGAGCUCCCGCACUGCGGCCUCACGCAGAUGACCAUCACCGCUGUGUCUGAGGACGGCGUCAUCUACGCCAUGACGCGGCAUGCAGAGCGGCAGUUUGAGCAGCUGAAGGACAGGCUGCAGCUGCACAUAAAGACGCUGCCCAGGCAGAAGCCCUACAGCUGGAAGAGCGUGCUGGGCUGCGCGGUCAUGGGAUCCGACAUGCUCUGGUACCGAGGGGAGGUGCUGGAGGUCAUCGGGGGUCACGUCAAGGUGCGCUACGUGGACCAGGGUCUGGUGGAGAACAUUCCGGUGUGUCACGUUUACCCCACGGUGCUCUGCGAGGACAUUCCCCAACUGUGCAUUCCCUGCAAACUGCACGGCAUCACUCCUGUGGGGGAACAGUGGCAGUGGGAUGCUGUGGCUUUGCUCCGAGAACUGCUGCACACUCGCUGUGUGGACCUGCAGAUCAUGGAGCUGCCCUCCGACCCGCAAGGUCACGUGACGGUGCAGGUGCUGUUAGACGGGAUGACCCUGAGCAGGAUCAUGGUGCAUCACCAGCACGCAACCUUCGACCCCAGUGUGUCCGCCACAGAAAUGCAUGUACCUGUGGUGACAUCAUCCGUGACAGAAUUGGAUGACUGGGAGCUAAACAUCAAAGUUUUGAAGGACCCAGAGCCUAUUCUGGCAGUGUACAAAUAUCCCAGACUGCCUGACAAAGGAGAGCACUUCCCGGUCAAGAUCAAACACCUCCGCACUCCCAACGAGGUGUUCCUCCACCCUCUGGUGGAGGACAGGGAUACGGAGGAGAAUGGGGAGACUCUGGAGGAAGCUCUGGACCGAGUGAACUCCAGUGUGGAGAGUCUGCCACUGCUCACUGACUUCCCUAUAGAGGGGCCCUGUCUGGCCGAGUACUGCGAUGGGAAGUACUACAGAGCCAAGCUGCUCAGCUUCGAGGGGUUCGACCCCGUCAAGGUCCUGGUCAGACACGUGGACUUUGGGUCGGAUGACAUGCUCCCCAUGCAGAGGCUGCGGCAGAUGCCGGCGGCUCUGCUGCGCUUCCCCUGUAAGGCCAUCCAGGUGCGGGUGGCGGGGUUCAAGCCGCCGCGCGUCAGCCUGGAGAAGGAGCGCGUGUCCUACCGGCCCGAGUGGAGCAUGAAGGCCGCUCUGGAGAUGAUCGACCUGCUGCACGGCAGCAUCACCGCCUCCGUCGUGUCCACAGACCCGGAGACCGCCGUGUUCCUGUACGAUGAGAAAGGGGCGCUGGUGCAUCUCCCCCUCGUGGAGAAGGGCCUGGCUGACUUUGAGUGACAGGAAGAAACCGAAUCUGCUGUGACCUGGAAAGUGUGAUGGUCUUGGGUUCCAGGCUUGCUUGGAAUAAGGAACCUGCAUCUCUUCAUUUAUAGUUUUAUAUAUACCGGCGCUAGCGACGUUGCAGCGCUGAGAUAGCUCUGUUUAUUUUCAGCGUUCUACUUUUGUGAGAGGGAGCCUGCGAUGCUGCGAUAUUGAGUUGGAUUUUGAGGUUCUGUGUGUAGGUUGCAGACCUAUUAAAACGGGUUUAUUUCA
This is a messenger RNA of Anguilla anguilla (European eel), 5302 nucleotides long. RefSeq names its product ring finger protein 17 (gene rnf17). The record is from RefSeq and is a predicted model, not a curated record. The transcript has 39 exons. The coding region runs from base 20 to 5047 and encodes 1675 amino acids. Lineage: Eukaryota; Metazoa; Chordata; Actinopteri; Anguilliformes; Anguillidae.